Molecule: messenger RNA, 8192 nt
Organism: Acanthopagrus latus (yellowfin seabream)
Lineage: Eukaryota; Metazoa; Chordata; Actinopteri; Spariformes; Sparidae
Gene: apba1a
Product: amyloid beta (A4) precursor protein-binding, family A, member 1a
Exons: 14
Coding region: 1084-3909 (941 amino acids)
Biological process (GO): chemical synaptic transmission
Cellular component (GO): plasma membrane; cytoplasm; dendritic spine
Molecular function (GO): protein binding; amyloid-beta binding
Source: RefSeq, a predicted model, not a curated record
UGCAGUUCAUUUAUAUUUAUACUUUUCUUAAGAAGCAAAAUGUGAGGAGAAAGAAUUCUGAAAAAUUUACAUUGGAACGUUAAUUUAAAUAAUCAGUGAAAACAUAAAAAAGCAAAUUCUGUGAGGUCCAAAACUAAAUCCAAUCAUGAAAUGGUUUACUCAGAGUAAAACUCAGUAGAUGACAGUACACAAGUGUGAUAAAUGUAUGUAGUUCACUCAGUCUGCAUACUAAAAUCAUCCCCAGGGACUGAAUUCUUAGCAGGGGCUCAGGUUGGCCUUAGCUCAGGGGGGCAGUGACACCCACUGAGGGCCCUGACAUGGUGCCCUGGAACAUCGUCUGUAAAUUAUAACAUUUUAAAGACAUGAGGAAUUUUAUACAUAUUGUACAUGUUAGCUCCAAACGGUCCAUACUUACAUGUUUCAGACUAAACUGGAAAUUUGGACGACUACUAACAGCUAAAUAAUGGAAGUAAAAAACUAAAAUGUUAAAAAAUAGGCCUUAUAUGAAAUGAUAUGCCAUGAUUUGUAAAGAUAAAGACUGUUAAGUAAAUGUUCUGGAUUCAGACGAUUAUUUCAUACAGCCUGUUCGCUCCAUGUGAAGUGCUGUGGACCCUGACACGGGCUGAGGGGGCUGCAGGCUGGCCUCGCGUCGUGGACAGGCUGUUUGUUGUGUCCUGAUGAUGUGACGGAGGGAGGAGGAGGGAGGGGCUGCGAGGCGCACACGCACACGCACGUAGAACCGCUUCAUGGAAGAUGGAGGACUGUGUGUCAGCGGCGGAGCGGAUCCCCAGCCUGCAGCAACAUCACCGCUAAAAGCAGAGUUUGUGUGAUGGCAGCAUCUCUCUCAGUCCUUAUGUGCAGUGCUCCUCUCCACCUCUCUUACUCGGCUCACUUGGGUUCACUGUGCCCCCGUCCUGGCACAGAGACAGACGUCACUGACAGAGGCCUUUCAACAAAAACCUCAACAAUAUCCAGUGUCUUUCCAACUUCUUUUGUCCGGACCUCAUACAUGCACUGGCUGACACUGACAAACUCCUAAACCUAUCCUUGACACCAACCCAAACCAACCAGACCCAGAAGGCCAUGAACCCCGAGGAGACAGAGCUUGGCCAGGAAGUGAUGGAGGAGACCGAUGCCGCUCCUUGCCACCGCCACAACAACCACAAUAGUCGGUCCCACAACUACAGCAACCAAGAAAAGAGAUAUAGACGCUGUGAAGCCGCUGCUGGAGGAAGUGCUGGUGGUCGAGCCAAGCCACCACAGCAGCGCAGGCCACAGGAGGAGCAAGACAUGGAGCUACAACAUGGAGCCCAGUCUCCACAGCCACAGCUGCCCCAGCCCAUUCCAAGACCUGCGGUGACACGAUACCGCAGACAAGGAGACAGUGAGGCCCGGAUCAGAGCUCAGCAGCAGAGGCAUAGACAGAGACAGCAGAGAGAGGCAGAGAGAGCACAACAGUUAGCACAACAACUGGAGAAACAGCACCAUACAGUGAGGUGUCAGGAAGAUGAACGAGAGAGGGAUGAUUCGGCGCUGGCCCGCUCAGCAAGCACUGAGAGUGGCUUCCACACCCAUACUGACCGGGCUGAGGGGGACGAUGGUCUGGUGAUGAUGUCUCUGGAGCCUGAGGGGCAGCCAGAGCUGGAGGAUGAGGCCGGGAACUACGGAAUUCAGCUAAGGCCCGAGGCGGAGGGGUACACUGAGAGUGCCGAGGCUGAGCAGCAACAUCUCCAAUCACAUCCCAACUAUCCUCCUCAGCCCCCGCCCCUACCACAUGACCCCCUGCCAGAUAUCCAAAAUCCCCAGCUACAGGCCGAAGCAGAAGAGAUGCUGAAUGCUGGCUACUCAAACUAUGUCUACACCCAGCCCCUCAGCCACGUUGGGAGACGGCCCAACAUCUUGGCUGGUCAGAGCUUGGACAGUUUAGAUGCUGGACUUGUGGAUGAAGCCUACUCUGAGCCAUAUGAUAUUUACUCACUCUCUGAGCAUGUCUACGAGGAAAUCGGUGAUGCCCCCCCAUCAGUUUCAUCCACUGCCAACACAGCUGAGGACACAGAGUCUCUCCAACAGAGGAGGGCUGGGUUUCAGCUGUUGGAGGGCCAGGUGGGAGGUGGAGACUACCAUCAGCAGGAGGCCGUGGGCUCCCGCCUGCGCCACUAUGAUGAGCGUUCAGAUGGUGAAUCUGACAGCCCAGAGAAGGAGGCUGAGUUUGCACCGUACCCACGUGCUGACAGCUGUGACCAGGAAGAAGACAUUGAUAGCAUCGUAGCUGAGGUCAAAGAAAGCCUCAGCUCUCAGAGUCUUCAUUGUGCUGCUGAAGACAUCAUAGAUGAAGAAAAUGAAUUACCUCAGGAUGAAAGAAAGCCCCAACCUGAGCUCCAACCGGAGGCAGAGGCAUUGAGGAACAGUAAGGAGAAGAGGGAUGCCAUAUCCCUAGCCAUCAAGGACAUUAAGGAGGCCAUAGAGGAGGUUAAGAACAGGACAGUGAGAUCUCCCUACACGCCUGAUGAGCCCAAGGAGCCCAUUUGGGUAAUGAGACAGGACCUGAGCCCCACUGCAGAGUGUGACCUGCAGCCAACACUGGGGGGCGAUUCUCUUGGUUCAGACUCGCCGUCUCCUCCAGGAGCAGAGUCAUCCAGCAGACAUCUGUUGCAGGACGACAGCUUGGAAUCCUCUCCAUCUAGUAAAGAGUCCAGGAAAAGCCUUGCAUCCUUCCCCACAUAUGUAGAAGUCCCAGGCCCAUGUGACCCAGAGGACCUGAUUGAUGGGAUCAUCUUUGCAGCCAACUACCUGGGCUCCACCCAGCUGCUGUCAGAUAAGACACCGUCCAAGAACAUCCGCAUGAUGCAGGCACAGGAGGCUGUCAGCCGCAUCAAGACGGCCCAGAAAUUAGCCCAGAACAAGAAAAAGGCCUCCGAGGGUGAGCCUCAGCCCAUGACAGAGGUGGAUCUCUUCAUCUCCACCCAGAGAAUCAAAGUGCUCAACGCUGACUCCCAGGAGACCAUGAUGGACCACCCUUUGCGGACCAUCUCCUACAUUGCCGACAUAGGCAACAUUGUGGUUCUGAUGGCCCGCCGCAGGAUGCCUCGAUCUGACUCUCAGGAGAACGUGGAGGCCUCAGACCCGGGCCAAGAUAGCAAGCGCCAGUACAAGAUGAUUUGCCACGUAUUUGAGUCUGAGGAUGCCCAGUUGAUUGCCCAGUCCAUUGGGCAGGCCUUCAGUGUGGCUUAUCAGGAAUUCUUACGGGCCAAUGGCAUAAACCCUGAGGACCUGAGCCAGAAGGAAUACAGUGACCUGCUCAACACUCAGGACAUGUACAAUGAUGACCUCAUCCACUUCUCCAAGUCUGAAAACUGCAAAGAUGUGUUCAUAGAAAAAGCUAAGGGGGAGAUUCUGGGUGUGGUCAUUGUGGAGAGUGGGUGGGGCUCCAUCCUGCCCACUGUUAUCAUUGCCAGCAUGAUGCAUGCUGGACCUGCUGAGAGAUCUGGCAGACUGAAUAUAGGAGACCAGAUCAUGUCCAUUAAUGGGACCAGUCUAGUGGGACUGCCGCUGUCCACCUGCCAGAGCAUCAUCAAGGGUCUGAAGAACCAGUCUCGGAUCAAGCUCAACAUUGUCAGAUGUCCCCCCGUCACCACUGUACUCAUCAGACGGCCGGACCUGCGCUACCAGCUGGGCUUCAGCGUCCAGAAUGGAAUUAUCUGUAGCCUUAUGCGUGGGGGCAUCGCUGAACGGGGCGGUGUUAGAGUGGGCCACCGCAUUAUUGAGAUAAACAGCCAGAGCGUGGUUGCCACACCUCAUGAAAGAAUUGUCCACAUCCUGUCCAAUGCUGUGGGAGAGAUCCACAUGAAGACGAUGCCUGCAGCCAUGUACCGCCUGCUGACGGCCCAGGAACAGCCUGUUUACAUUUAACAAGUCAAAACCCUGAACUCACCGACCCUUUAAACCUCCUCGAAUCAACUGUCGCUCCCUAAGCCGACCCACUCAGCCCAGCACCCAUCCUCUACCUUUCUAGCCACAGCUGAUGGACUGCUGUAAGUUGUUUGCAGGAUUGUUCUGUUGCACAGCCCCAUUUCAAGUGCACAACACAGAACAACAUAGAAACCCACAUUAUCCAUCUAUACUGAUGAAAAGAUUUGUUUUUGUACUUUGGCUAAAGGUACAAUUAUGUUUACAAAUUAUGCAUUUUUAGAGGCUAGAAGUGCCUCAGAAUCCUCUUCAUUUUAUUUUCGAUGAAAAAAUGGAAACUUCACACACGUUAGAUACUUUAUUUCUAAGAGAUAAAAACUGAAACCUGAUCGUGGACUUGAAGGCAAUCAGCACAUCCAGCCCUGACCUUCACACCCUGACUAUACUUUCUGCCAUGCUGCUAUUUCAUUGGCAGAACACUGCCUGUGUCUUGUUAUUUUUCCUCCAUCAAUUUAUUUAUGUGCACUUUAUGCACUCAUGUUGUAGCUACAUUCCAUGGGACUGUAAUCCUCUCAGUAUACUUAACUUUGGUGGUUUUUGCACAACACUGAGUUCUCCACAAAAGGGAGUAUGUGAAUCUUGCUUACAAAUGACUGUGUGAACACACAACCUUGUCACAUUCCACACAUGUUCUUCUGCAUUUCUAAAGAGUCAACACUACAGCUCCAUUUGCAUGUCACAGUUCUACCAGGAAAGAUUUACAACACUACUGCAGUGGGUUCUUACAGUAGUUGUUGUGCUUCCAUUCAGUUUUACCUCUGUACAUAGCACUAGCAGUAGCUCCAGUCAGCAUGUAAUAUCCUCCAUUAUAUUAAUACCCCCCUUACACCACAGACUGGUGUCCAACCAGUGUGUCCAAACAAAGAGCUGACUCACAUGAGAGCUUGUUACACCAAACCUGAUGACCUAAGAUGUCCCUGCUUCAAGAUGUUUGUCCAAGAUGCAGGAAUAGAAUGUUAGUCACCUGAAUCCCAUCUUUGUCUAAGUACAGUACAGGCUGAUAAGUACAUGGUAUAUGAAUUCCAGAGAAAGUACAACUACACUAUAAUCUGUUGUACUGCACACAAAGGCAUCAUCAUUUGGCUCCCACAGAAAUAUAUUCUGCUGGUUGGACAAUGUGGAUCAUAUGGAGGAAACUUUGUGACUAUAAAAUACCACAAGGCGUUCACGUGCAUAGUCAGUUUUCUUACUGAGUUUUGUGGUCUGUGCUCUGCCCCGCCACAAAACACCUUACACCAAAUACAGUAACACUUAAACACACAGGAAUACAUUUCCACUGCACUGUUUCCAUGUGUACAAAAGCAGUCAUGUCAUGCUCACCACUCUGCUGCUCUCAUGUGCUUCCACUUAACUGUUUUUUUAACUGGUGUUGACUUGCUGUCAGUUAAACUUUUUUUACAUAGAAAAAUCUAUUUGGAAAGAGCCACUCUAUGGCUUUUAGUGUUUGGUAAAGGAGGUGUAAUUAACAGUAGCUGAUUGGUGAACUAAAUAACGAUAAAAUAGAACCAGUGAGUGAAAAGCAGAGAGCAGCAGAGUUGUGAGUGUAGCAUGAACUGCUGUACUGAUGAAUUAGUGCCGUGGAAAUGGACACUAUACUGAACUUAUCAAGAUGUCAGGUAAAUAAAGUGGGAUUCAAAAUUAAAAAAGGAGCUGAUGAGAAAAUGUUUUCUUAUCUUAUGAUUAACUGUACUCAUAAAUUAGGGGAAAUAAUGAUUUAUUUCCUGUCUCUAAUAUCUUAUUAAGGCCCGACUUUCUUCAUUCAGGGUAAAUAAUGGCCACAAACACCAUUUGAGCAUUUACAGUGACCAAGAAAUCCCAAGUGCAACCAUCACUGGUAACACCACUAGUUUUACUCAUUGAAGUGUAUUAAAAAGGUCUUUCGGGAGUUUUACUGCUUAUAUGAAAUUUUUUUUAAAAGUCUUUCGUGUCUUCAGAAGAGGCUGCAUUUAAUCUCCAGUGAUUUCACUCUGGGGCUUGGUUGCAUUGUGGGUAUUGUAGGCUACCAGGUUUUGAAAUGUAGACUGGACUAGCAUUGUACUCCUGUUAAUUUUACUGUUAGACUCAUUAUGGACAGCUCAGAAGGAAUGAUCAAAAUUGAUAAAGCAGAACCAAAGCAGAGAUUUCCAUGAAUUCUUCCUCCAGGUGCCUACAUUACCCACAAUGUAACUUGUGACUGAGUGACAUCACUUGAGGCAUACAUUUGAAAUGGUAUCUUUUCAUUAAUAUAAAACUUUUAGAAUUAAUUAAUUUUAGACUUAUUAAGUGUUGUUCAUACAUCAUAUCAAAUAUUACAGUGGCAGAAACAAAAAUAAGUAAAACCUUAGUAAAAAAAAAAAGAUGAAAGCAUGGAGUUGAGGGGUUAGAAGCAGCUUUAUAGAACUGUUUUACGGACUGGUUUAAAAUGGGGUCCUGAUUUACACAUCUGAUCUCUGAUCUCUCAGGCAGGGCAUUCCACACUCUGGGCUCUUAGAGCAAACACAUCUUCACCUUCAGCUUUGUCUGAUGAUUUCAGGCUGCACAUUUGGCCGUAAGGGGAGAACAGCUAUUAGAAAUAAGAAGGUGCCAAUUCAGACAGAGCCUUAAAGUGCUUUAAGACACAGGCAGCCAAUAUAAGGAAGCUUAAAUGGGGUGAUGUGGUCACAUUUGGUGGAAGCAGUUAAUAUUCUUUUUAUGUGGAUGUCUAUUUUAAGGUCUCAAUCAAAUAAAACACCAAGAGGCUUUAGUUCACCCAUGCAGUUGUACCCAAGACCUGUAAACACUUUAAUAUGUAAAAUUAGUGAACUUACCCCUAAAAGUCAAUAAACAGUGAAAUGAUGAAUGUGUUAAUUAACUUUCCAUGAAUUUGGUACAUGCCAGAGAGUAGAUCUGAAAUAUCACCAAAGACCUCUUCCAUAAACAUUCUUACAUGUAGCAUCAUUUAAUAGACACAUUUGUGAUUGGCUGACAGAUUGUAUUACCAGCUCAAUAUGUCAUUUGAUAUUAACAGAGUCAUUAUCAGGAGGAAGGAGGAACAUUAAAUGUGAAUGUAAAAUAGAUGAUUAGAUUGAAAUGACACUUUUUGAGUGAAGGUGAUAGUUGAAGUACAGUUCAGCUGACUUUUUCUCUGCAGUUAUUCAGAAGUAAUAAAUGUCAUUGAUCUGACCAUCAAGAAGAAUAGAAAAAAAGAGCUGUGGGUCAGAAAUAUUUAGUUUGCCCUCAACGUCACUUCUCUGUUUCUGCAGUUCAAACUGGUCAGGGGUUCAACUCCCAAAAGAAGUGCAGUGGGUUUAAAUGUUUUAAAAUCUGAAACAUGAUUAUUUUAAGGAUCAUGUAAUAAUAUUGUGUAUUUACACACCAAAUAACACAAUAACGUAGCUUGUUUUUCAAAUUUGAAUGGUGCUUAUAAGACUGGAUGACAACAUGACUGUACCUUUAAAUGACAACGUUACUAUAUGUUUUAUCCCAUUCUUUGCAUUACUGUUGAUCAUUUCCAAAGUGCAAUAUGAUGGAUUUUUUUUCCCCAUCUCCAACAAAAUCAGCUCAGAUUAACUUGAAACUUAGAGAAAUCUGUCACAGUGGACAUUGUAAUCAAGGUCUCAGUCAAAGUUGGGAAGUAAUUUGAAAUAAAGCAGCUGCCUCUAAAAAAGGAAGGUUCUGUUGUGUAAAAUGGAAUGUAGAAUGUAGAAGAAACAUGAUGGGCUAAAAGAGGAUUGUGGAUGUUCUUGAUUAUCUACUGUCUUGUGUAGAAGGUAAAAGUGCUGACCACACCUAACAUGAGUCUCAAAGACAGAAGCAAAGCAAGCAGGGAUUUUUUUUUUUUUGUUUUUUUUUUUUUUUGUUAAGCAAGCACUUUCUCGACAUCAUUUCUAUUUACCAGGAGGUCAAUUAUGAACCUUAUAAAUACAGUAAUACUAUGUUAGUGCUCGAGUUGUCCCUACUGGCCAAGAAUAGAAAGUUAUCAAAAGUUGUCUUUCAUGCCAAUUAAUUAACAAGUUGACUGGUAAAUGCUAAGAGAGCAGUGGUCAGAUAAAAAAAAAAAAGGUUUAAUAAAAUUGUUGGUUUGUAUGCUGUAUUACUGCAGUCACAAAAAAAUAUCCUAACCAUUGUGCUUCAUGUGCUUGUAAACUAUAUAAGAAUAGCUACACAUUUCAUGUGAACUCAAGUGAUAUUAGUUUGUUUGGACCAGAAGAAGAUGGGAAUUCAAAAACGAGAAUCUUAUUUCGUCUAAAAGAGCAAUUUGUAAGAUA